AUGGAAUAUGACCCUGGACUUGUCAGAAUCCGUCAGUGCGCAAUAGAAGACGCCGCUGGCCCUUCCUUUCCUCCGAUUGAAUUUCAAGCAGAGCAGGAAGCAGCUCAUCCCGUCCUUCAGAAACGUGUCUGUGUGGUUCGUGUGCGACUCGCUCCUCUGCCAUGGCUCACGAUCAACGAGGUGAAGAAAAUAGCGGAUUUCAUCAAGAAUAAGGUGCCAUGCAAUCCCAAGAUAGGCAUAGUCUGCGGUUCGGGCCUGGGCGUCAUCGGCGAUCGCAUUCGAAACGGCGUCUACAUAAAGUACGAGGACAUUCCCGGGUUUCUCGUUUCGACCGUGGUCGGUCAUCGAGGGGCACUGCUCAUCGGAGACCUGAACGGAGUCGAAGUCGUAUGCAUGCUGGGUCGAUUCCAUUUCUACGAGGGUUAUCCCACCUGGAAGUGCGCCCUUCCCAUCCGAGUCAUGCGAUUUUUGGGGGUAGAGACCGUGAUAGUGACGAAUGCAGCAGGAAGUGUGAAUCCGACUUACCGCGUGGGAGACGUCAUGCUGCUGAAAGACCAUCUCUUCCUACCUAGCAUCUGCGGCGGCCUGAACCCUUUAAUCGGACCCAACGACGAUAAACUGGGGGUGCGUUUCCCGUCGCUGACCACCGCUUAUGACAAGAAAUUGAGGGAAAUCGCCCUGGAAACGGCAGAGGCUCUGGGCUUGAGGGAAAGUUUUCACGAAGGCGUUUAUGUCAUGAAUUCGGGACCCGCGUUUGAAACUAUAGCUGAACUCAACUUCCUGAGAUCUGCAGGCGCUGACGCCGUCGGAAUGAGCACUCUCCCCGAAGUGGUGACGGCACGACACUGUGGGCUUCGAGUCUUGGCCUUCAGUUUGAUCACGAACGAAUGCAUCAUGGAAUACGACUCGGAUAAGCCCCAUCCCACCCAGGAAGAGGUGAUAGAAACGGCUGAAGCCAAGCAGGAGCAGAUAUCCGAUUUCGUCUUCCAUCUCGUGUCCGGCAUGAAUAAGGAAGCCCUGGCGUGCUGAGGGUGUGCACCGCGGCGUCUUCCUUGUUCCUCUCCGUCCGCACUCGCGCGUCUCGGCUGUCCAGACGCUUUGUAUUGCAACACACGAGAAUUAUCCGUCAGUAUCUUCUGUUGUAUUGAAUAUGUAUGACCUAUUCUAUCAGAUAUUUUUUGUUGCAAGAGCAUAGUAUUUACCUUCGCUAUUCAUCUCUACGAUAUCGUUGUCACAUAAACAUAAAGUGAUGUUAUACGUCAUGUCAACAUUUAUACAUGAACUCAUCCGCAGGGCAAAGUGUCCUAUAUAAACAUGAAUGGGAAAAUCGGGAAUAAAAAAGUAAGAAAACUUCAAAACAA
Molecule: messenger RNA, 1361 nt
Organism: Darwinula stevensoni
Lineage: Eukaryota; Metazoa; Arthropoda; Ostracoda; Podocopida; Darwinulidae
Source: the annotation of a GenBank genome assembly